AUUACAACCAUAAUACUUUUAAGACGGAUAGGAACGAUCGAUUUGAGGCAUACUGGUGGGGCGAUGUAUUUGCCGGUGUCGGCAUACACAGGGUGCCUGCAACGCGAUUGCACCAAGAUCGACCGGAGGAUGUCAUUUCUAAUGACGAUAGUAUUAAUGUAGAUACAUGGAUUUUAAAUAAUAGACGUAUUCGUAUAGAACAGAAGAAAUCAAGUGAAAAAACAGCACGAAAUAUGGUUUCUCCUGGAAAAAAUGAUCUUUUUGUGGGACUAUUGAGAUUUCAAGAGCAAUAGCACUGUGGAAUAUCUGAGCCCUUGUUGACUGGUACUGUCACGCUGUUUUACUAGACAGAUUUGCUCCUGAUAUCCUGGUCGCUCCUGGUUUCUGUCUCCCGAAUCACACUUCGGGAAGUCGAUGGAGCAGAGAGAUCUCUGUAUCCCGUCCCGACCGAAGGGGGGUGACGUUGAAUUCUACCCCAGUGGAGGCUCAGCCAGCCAGGGUGACCUCCCAGAGGGCACCGGUGGUCUGCUCUCCACGCCCGGGAAGGGACUCCCUGCCACAGGGGAGCGACUCGAUACCGAGGAGGACGAUGACUUGGGCCUGGGCAGGGACGUGGACGUCAACUCAAAUCCAGACAGCGAGAAGUGGGUGCCCGGCGAUGGGCUGGAGGAGCAGGAAUUCUCCAUCAAGGAGGCCAGCUUCUCCGAAGGCAGCCUGAAGCUGAAGAUACAGACCACGAAGCGAGCCAAGAAGCCCCCCAAGAGCCUGGAGAAUUACAUCUGCCCUCCUGAGAUCCGCAUCACUAUCAAGCAGCCUGGGGAGCAGAAAAUGGCCAAGCAGAUGAAGAACGGCAAGAGUGGCAAGGAUGAGGACAAAGGAUUUUCCAAGAAGAAGACUAGUGAAAAGUCUCUUGGACAAAAUGAAAGCGAUCUGUUGGAUUUCCUGGGAGAAUCAAUGAAAUCAAAGCACCAGCUUAAAAGUACUUUCAAGCAUCAACUGGACUGGACAAAGCCGUCACCACUUUCUCAUGGAAACCAGACAGAUUCCGAUUCUAAAAGAGAAUUAACAGGAACCCACAAGAUCCCUCCACCAGAUCUGUCAGGCUCCCCUCUCAAAUCGCAACUGAAAAAGGUCACAGAAAGCCUGUCCCCAAGUCAGUUUUCUGCCGGUGGGUCUAGUCAGAUGAGCAGUUCAUUACUGCACUCUUCUGCCACAAAUGCAUCUCUGACCACACAAUCAGAUAGCAAUCUGAUGAUGCUGUCAUCUUUAAGCAAAGAGAGGGGUUUGCAGGAGGUAGCCGACCAAGUGUUUGGAAACAUUAAGAGGAAGUAUGGCCGGAAGGAGUCAAUGAGGUGCCUCGUCAGCCACAGUUCAGAUCUACAGUGGGGCAAGAAGGCAGAAAGCCAGUUGGAAGCAAAAAGUCAAGUUAUUUCAAAAGACAAGCAAAUGCAUGGACCUGAUAAAAUGGUGCAAGUACCAAAUGGAGAGAUUGAGGGCACUGGAAAUAGUGCCACAGAGGAAAGUGAUGUGCUGUCAGGAUCCAUAUCUCCACAGAUGGAUGAGUUCAAAGGGUAUCCUAGUAAAAAGAGGCAAUAUCGCCGGUCAUCGAAAGAUCAAAUACAGCUGGAUGACAUAAUGGACGAGACCCAGGUAUCCGAAAUUGUGGAACAUGCCAUCAGGGGCUUUUCAGAGCCAAAGGCCCCUAACAAGGUAGAGUCCAGGACAACUAAGCUAGUAGUGGAAAGUAUGUCUGAAACAUCAGAACCAGGUUCCACAGUGGACUCCUGUGAACUUGUGGAAAGUUGUCACGAUAGACUACGAAAACAUCCUUUGUGCAGGUCAAGAGCAGUGAUCGACUCAAAAAAGCAGUUGAAACCUCCAAAGGGGAAGGAAAGAGGGUCAUAUCAGAAAUCCAAAAACUUCAGUCAGCAGAAGGACAGCAGUCCAUCAAUAAGUGUUCCAGAACCUCCUUCGGCCUAUCCCAUCACACCUUCAAGCCCACUUUAUACCAACACUGACAGCUUGACAGUGAUCACUCCUGUUAAAAAGAAACGUGGGCGACCUAAAAAGCAGCCAUUGCUUACGGUGGAGACUAUCCACGAGGGGACGUCCACCAGUCCUGUAAGUCCCAUCACCCGGGAAUCACCUGGAACUUUGCAGCAAAGAAGGAAAAAGCGAAAUUUAGCUAAUCUUAUGCCAAUGAGUACCAUGGAUGCUGCCCUUGCUACUGAGAAUAAACUAAUUAAGAGUUAUUCUGGUGUUUUUGAAAAGAAGCCAGUUCAGGCAGCGAAGAAAAUGAAAUUGGUUAAGAUGCAGAACAUCUUGAAUAAAAUACUUUCAAGUCCCACCAGCAGCAGUCUUGCCCGGAAGUCAAGGAAUCCCAUGUCAAAUGUUGUUUCUACUAUGGCAUCUACAAUAGAGGCUAGUCUUGGUAAGCAGAUCAACGUCAGUAAACGAGGAACUAUUUACAUUGGCAAAAAGAGGGGUAGGAAACCGAGAGCUGUUUUGAAGGUCCAAGAUGAGCACAAAGCCAGUGAUAAGCACCCUGUGCCUAUUUCUAGCCAGUUUGAGAACCUAGUAGUGCCUUCAAGUCCACUAACUACAGCCGGGAUGCCUUCUCCUAGGGCCAUUCCUACGCUCUCUGCCCAUGUCGCUGGAGCUGGGGGGAUCCUGUGUCCUGCCACCACCGAUGCCAGCCUACAGGACCAGAAGACCAUGCCAAAUCUUCAACCUAUCAGUGCAUUGCCCACAAAAGCUCACAAGGCCUUGCUUGGCAGCAGUAGCUGGAAGCUCUCUCCUCCUCGACUUAUGGCUAACUCGCCUUCUCAUCUCUCUGAGGUAGCCUCUCUCAAGGAAGUUACCCUGUCUCCAGUCAGUGAGUCACAUAGUGAGGAAACGAUCCCUAGUGACAGCGGAAUUGGCACGGACAACAACAGCACAUCUGAUCAAACUGAGAAAGGCCCGGCAUCUCGCAGAAGGUAUUCUUUUGACCUCUGCAGUUUUGAGGCUUCAGAAGCCACUCCACUGGAAGCUGCUGGAAAAGCCUUGAGAGGUCACUGCCCAAAGCAUGUUACAGCAGUGGCUGUUGAGAAUUUUCUUGCACAGGACAGCAUGAAGAAACAAAAGCACCGGAGAAAGCGCAAGAGUCUACAGAGCCGAGAUGACCUUCAGUUCCUGGCUGACCUUGAGGAAUUAAUUGGCAAAUUCCAAGUCUUUCGAGUCUCACAUCGCAGCUACAACUUCUACCCUGAUAAUUUGUAUCCAAGCAUCUUCCGGACCAACUUUGACCACUACUAUCCAAUGCCAUACUUCCCAUAUGACCCUCUGCACUACCUUCGCAGGAAUUCUGAAAUUAAGUCAAAGAGGAGACGGGGAAGGCCAGCCAAAGCCAACAAGCCAAUGACAAAGAUGCCUUUCAUACAAGGGUUUGGCUACCCAAUUCCCAGCAGCAAUUACUAUGCACCCUAUACAAUGCCUUAUUCGUCGAUGCCUAUCGCCACCAAUAUGAUGAACCUAGGUUAUUAUGGUCAAUAUCCAUCCCCGUUUUAUCUGUCCCACUCCCUUGGAGCAGCAGCUUCCCCUUUCAUGAGGCCUGCAGUGCCGCCACCGCCCCCGCAGUUCCAUUCUGGCACACAAGUCAAGUUGGCGGCUUCUGCGAAACACAAAGCUAAACAUGUAUCACAGCAAAUAGGCUCUACUGUGAUCGACGACGACCAGUCUGGCUUGGUGGCGCUCAGCAGCAGCAGCAACUUACCCAGCGUCCGACUCCACAAACACAAACACAAGCACAAGCACAAGUACAAGGAGGACCAUCUCUCCACCCCCCAGAGCCUUGGCGGACUCUUCAGUGGAGCGAAAAACCCUGGUUUCUUGAGUCUUCUGAAUGAGAGGCUGGACAUCUCUGACAAAGAGGCCUCCCUGCCUAAGCUGAAAGACAAACAGUGUAACCAGCAAAGCACACAGAGCAUGUCCCGAAGCUCCAGGAGUGUUUUUGAAGUGGACACCUUGUCCAGCCUCUCUCUCUCUGACCCACAGCAGAGCAAACGCAACCGUGACAGAGAGCGAACUGCCGACUUCCAUGCCAGCUUCAGCCGGACAAAGCCGGGUCUGUCGUCAGACCUGUUUGGGGUGUCGUCGUCUUCUUGGGAAGAAGAUCAUGACCUUCAAGGCAGGAAGCGGAGCUUGGGGAGCUUCAAAAUGUACAGUGAGCAAAACAUAGCUCUGUUCAAAAAUGCUGGUAUGGAAAAGGUGCAGCAAAUGUAUCCAUCCACCGAACACGGAUCUCCUUUGAAGCGGAGGUUAAAGCGGAAAGAAGUGGAGACGAUGCAGUGUGAGGUACGGAAGAUGUGUACCUUCUCCAAGAUCCUCUCCACCAAAAAGAACCUGGACCACGUUAACAAAAUUCUCAAAGUAAAAAGGCUCCAGAGACAGGCCAAGACUGGCAACAACAUUGUGAAGAAGCGGCGAGGACGGCCUAGGAAGCAGCCUCUGCUGCUGGACCCGGAGCCGGCCAACCAGAUGCCCGUGCUGGAGAAGUGUGUGGACCUCCCCGGGAAGAAGACCCUGCGCACCAGCCUGCUGCCUGAGCCCUUGGAGUUCUCCAACCAUGACUCCAUCAGGGACACCAUUGAGUCGGUGGUACACAUGGCCCGAUCGCAGCCUCAGCAACAGCAGCAGCAGCAGCAGCCGAGCCGUGGGGGCAGGAGGUGGCAGAAGACGUCAGAGGAAGUCCAGGCCAAACGGCCACGGAGGUGCAGGGGCACAAAGGAGGAGGACAUGGGCGCAAUGGAGAGGAACACCGGCAGCUCUAGCCUUCUGCAGGCUAAUUAUUAACCCACACGUCCUGUGCACCGUGACCCUUUCCAUCAUCUUGGCCUUCAGCUGUAUUUUUCCAUUGGUUGUAUUUCUAUAACUGUUGAGGGCAUUCUUGGAGACCUCUGGGGGGAUGGGGAAUGAGGUCAUGAUUGUCGAGCUGGCAUUUUGUAUUAAGCAUAACAGGAAGUACCUUGCACUUGGCUACAGUUCUCUGUUCCUGCCUCUCAAAGAUGCUACUGUGCAAGCCCGCCGUGCAGACUGCUCCAGAAACUAUCCUAUUAGUUCACGGCAUCUCGCUACCAUGGCUCUGCCAAACCUUUACCAGCAAAUGUAGAUAAUAAUAGGUUUGCUUAUACUGUGCAAUGCUGGUUACUUUGCCUUGAAUCCAGUCUUUUAAAAGCACUGUACAGUGCAUUAUUUUACUAUUACAGAUUCCCCCCCCCCACCCAGCACCCACCAAUCCCCCCCGUUCAGGAAUGCUCAGAGCAUGGGCAGAUGGCAAUAUUUUGGAAACGAGACCUUUGGACGCUAUCUCUCUAGCUGUGCACCAAAGGUCUGGCAGUAAAUAAGAACACAUACGUAUUUCAAAUACACAUUUUUUGUGUGUAACAUUUCAGAGUAUUUCUCGCUUAGCAGAUUUAUAGGAAAUAGUCAAAGUUUUACCAUAGGAACUGAAAGGUAUUUUUUAGUUAAUGUUUUUUUUUUUACCGAAAAGCAAAGAUGGGUGUGACCCACAGCUAUUUUAUCAGGCUUGUUGAACUAAGGAAGUUUUUGAAGUACCAUCUGAUUGAUCCUGGUCACCCUUCUUUGCUUCUUGUUCAUAGUGAAUCAGUGUUGCCUACACUUUCUAUUUUACUUUCAUACUCUGAUUUGAAGAAUCAGUCUCAGCACUUAUAAAUGUUAUUAACCCUUCUCUUUUGUGGGCUGUGUCAUUGGUUUGUUUCUGCAAGCAAUGGAUAUAUUCUGCAAUUACAAAAUCAUCCCUUUUUCACGAGUAUUCAUGGCUUCGAAUAACCCAGUCAAACAAACAGUGAGACAUGAGAUUCAAUCAAGGUGCCAAACUCUGAGGGUCAGGCCUCCUCCCAGCCAAUAAUGUGUAGCGUUAGAUUCGAUUUGUAUAGCAGGCAAGCAUGUGGUGCUGGAAGCUGGAAGCUCUGUUAUACGUGUCGAAAAAGAAAGAUAAAAUGGACGUUUGUCUGGGGAUGGGUUCAGUGCCAAAAUACACCUUCUUUCCCCUCCAUACCAUAGCGGGUGGGAAUCUGUGUGAUGCUCCAUCUACAUUGCUUUCAUUUUGAGGUGUCUGUCACUCAGUGUUUGCUGUCUAUAUGUACAACUUACAGUGUACAAAAUCAAGUAUUAAAAUAUGGAAACCAAAUUUUCAAAGACAGAUGUCUUUCCAAUUGUUUUUGACCUGGUCUCGCAGGGGUAAAAAGGCAAUAAUUUAGGCAAAUUCGUUUUGUACAGUAUUUUUAGCAUAGAGCAGAUGUGACAAAGACAUCUUGUCGUACUACAACGCCGAUACUUCCUCUCUCCUUCAAGAAAGGUUUGUUUUCUUACUAAGCUUUGAGGAACGUGCUUUUCAGAGUCAAAAUUUCAAUGGUGUUUUAAAGGGAGCUUUGCACUAAAAGCUACAAUCAAUGCAUGGACCAUUCCUGUUUUCUUUUUCUUUUUUAUUUUUCGGAAAUUCUGGUCCGUGUGUUUCUCAGUAGGCUCCCGGCUUGUUAUGCGUGUGCCUUAGGUUUCUUUCUCAAUGUGUUUCUUUCGGAAUGUGCAGGAACGUCAAGCCAGGAGUUGGAUUAAGUCCUGCCAUUCCCACCAAAUCAGCUAGUCUUGCUGUUGUAGAAUCCUUAAGUGAACAUUUGAAGCCGGUGCAGGGUGACCACCCCCCCCGGCUAUCCGUCGUUUGGCCGAUUUCCAACCAGAUGCAUUAGUCUUCAAACGUAGUUAAAGCUGAACUGUUUUUGUUAACAAGUGAAUCGCAAAUGCAGAAGUAGUGGUGUACUGUGGCCUUCUGGGAAAGGAGAUGUGCUCUCUCGCACCACGCAAUAGAACAUCACCCAAAUCCCUUUGCUGUCCUGUGUGUGGUUAUUCUGAGAUUGUGCUGUGUUUUGUGGCAUUCCUCUUUUGCUAUGCAUUGUAUUAUACCAGUAAGCAAGCUGGAAGGCAAACUUCCCUAGAUCUGUUGGAUCAGUUCAUAUGUUUAGCAAAUUGUGUGUGUGUGUGUGUGUGUGUGUGCGCGUGUGCGCAUGUGUGUGUAUGUGUGUCUACGUGCAUGCGUGCGUGCGUGCAUGUGUCUGUUUUUGUUUCCACCCUUUCACAAAGAUAAUUAAGUGGUCUUAUUUUGAUUUUGAAAAAAAUUCGGUAAUAAGCUUAGCUAAUUAUUUCUCCAUUCUGCAGAAAGUGACUAUCAUUGCAACUAUUCUUACUGCAAACGACCAGAGCCUUCUGUCCAGCUGCAGUGUAGCCUUAAUUUGAAGGUCAGCUAAACAUCCAUUGUAAAUAGUGUAAGUAAUGAUCUGACUUGCAUGGAUGCAAACUGUGUUUAAGGUGAAGGUGGGCCUGCUCAUUCCGCUGCUCCUGUUGAGGUGGCUCUUCAGGGGCCUUGGUGGCUGAAAUAUUUGGUGCUGGGUGUCGCAGGCACAGAGGCCAGCUUGUGCUGUUUUCUUGGGACAGGAGAAAUGAACUUGUUUUAGCAAACAGAUAUUCCUUUCACUCUGUGGCUUCAUAAGUAGCUUGUAUGCUUUCUCGAUUGGGAACAGUUUCUCAACACUGUUGGAAGACUUUGCCAAAAAUGGAAAAAAAAUAAAGUUCAUUUAAUCCCUGAUCUAAUGUUGAGCCAUUCAAAGCUGUUUUGAAAGAAAGCUAAAAUAUUAAUGUGCAGCUUUUACCAAAAUACAUAAAUUCCGAAUAGUAACAGACUGUUGGUAUUUAUUGCUAUUGGGGAUCUUGAGGAUAGGCAAUCUUGAGUUGACGGACUAUCACGCUCCCAGAAUGCAUUGCUAUUGAGCAAGCUGUUAUUGUGUUGAAGUGUAAAACAACCAGAUGUUUUUACUUUACCAGCCGAAAUACCGGUGCCUUUAAAAGCUCAAAUGUGUUCUUUUCAUCUGGUUCUCGAACUCCAACAGAAAAUAGUGAGGUAAAUUCAAUGUUGCAGACCUGCAUUCAAAUGAGGGAAACUUCCCUGGACUCACCACAGACAUGAUUGGCAAAAAGGAAACACAAAAUUGAGAUUUAACUGGACUGUGAAACACUAAAGAAAGGUAGCAACUAAAAUAUUUUCCACUGGCAUGAUUACAGAUUGCAUUGUCACAGAACUUUUUGAACCAUAUCAUUGUUAAAGAAAAAUAUUAAGUGCAAAUUAAAUAUUGAGUAAAUAAAUCCAAUGGAAGGAUGUACUUUGCAAGAGCACAAACUGAGCUCUAACCUGUGUUGGUAAAUUUUAGUUUGUAUACAUACUUUUUUUAGCCUCUUUUUAACAGAGUGAAUUUUUUUCUUCAUUUGCAUGUUCUCGAUUGUAUGCAUACAUAUUUUAGACAAGCAGAAAGUUAUUUGAAUUUAAAUAAAUUCAGAGAAAACUUGUACAUUGUUUGAUAAUUUUUUGUAAUGGAUUUUUAAGUCAUGAAGCAAUUUUGUACAUUGUAUGAAUAUUAUAACUGCAAGUUUUUGAGGCAUAUAUGUGUGUGAGUGUGCGCGCGUGUGUGGGUGUGUGUGUGGGUGUGUAUAUAUUAUACACACGCAAAAUAUGUUUGUGUAUUAUGUUUAUAUACUUAUCUAUGUAUACAAGCACACACAA
Messenger RNA from Paramormyrops kingsleyae, 8608 nucleotides. Its product is annotated as SET-binding protein. Gene Ontology annotation, biological process: regulation of DNA-templated transcription. NCBI's taxonomy places the organism in Eukaryota, Metazoa, Chordata, Actinopteri, Osteoglossiformes, Mormyridae. Gene Ontology annotation, molecular function: DNA binding; histone H3K4 methyltransferase activity. The record is from RefSeq and is a predicted model, not a curated record. Gene Ontology annotation, cellular component: nucleoplasm.